Molecule: messenger RNA, 933 nt
Organism: Colletotrichum truncatum
Lineage: Eukaryota; Fungi; Ascomycota; Sordariomycetes; Glomerellales; Glomerellaceae
Product: arad-like aldolase epimerase
Cellular component (GO): cytoskeleton
Molecular function (GO): actin filament binding
Source: RefSeq, a predicted model, not a curated record
AUGUCUCCAUCAGCCGUACCAAGCAUGCCGCAAGAGCAAGCCUCGGCGGCAAAGUCGGCCGUUCCCGCAGCCGACGGCGGGAUGGCGUGCCAACUUGACAAAAUGUGUAUUGGCCCGAAUCCACUGACCGGGAUCCCCGAAUUUGUCUCAUACCAUGAGCACAGAAAACACAUCCUCUUGCACAUGGCGGCCGUUUUCAGGAACUGGGCUCGUGUCGGCUUCACUGAGGGCAUCUCAGGCCACAUCAGCGUGCGCGACCCAGAGCACGAGGACUGUAUCUGGAUGAACCCGAUCGGCAAACACUUCGGCCUCAUGAACGCCAGUGACAUGGUCUGCUUGGAAAUCAGUACCGGCCGUAUCGUUGGGGGUAAUCGGAAUCGUCCCGUUAAUUCCCCCGGGUUUUUCAUCCACUCGGAGAUACACAAGGCACGACCUGAUGUACACUCCAUCUGUCACGCCCACACCAUGGCGGGUCGCGCCUGGACGGUGUUUGGUAAGCCACUGGACAUGAUCACGCAGGACGUCUGCGACUUUUAUGGGGUGAUUGCCACCAUGAAUGAGUACAGCGGCAUUGUCACUGCCGAGGAGGAGGGCAGGGAGAUUGCUCGCUGGCUCGGCCCGAAGGGUAAGGCUGCCCUGCUUCUCAACCACGGUCUCCUUACAGUGGGCUCUACCGUCGAUGAAGCUUCUUUCUUGUUCGGCCUGCUUGAUCGUAGCUGCGACAUUCAGCUGCGGGUGGAGGCGGCCAAGUCUGGCAACCCGGAGCUGAAGAAGCAUAUUAUUCCUGACGAGCUCGCUCGUCUCAAUUUUUCCAUGGCGGGAGAAGAGAACUGGCUGUAUGUAGAAGCUCAACCGGAUAUCGAGUAUGAGAUUGCGCUGGCUGGGGAUGUCAUUAAGGAGGGUCUUGAUGACAUGACCGUUGAUUCCUUGUAG